AUGGAAUUGAUUUGUCUUAGAUCAUUGAGCUUGUGUUCUCGUCUUUGGUUGGAUCAAAUCAUUGAACUUUCUAGCCCAAAUUGGAAAGCUGAAGAAUGUAUUCAGGAAAUUGUUGACAAGAUUUGUCAGGUUCCAAUUAUUGCAAAAUAUCACGUGGGAAUCAGAUCUCGCAUAGAGGAAGUAAAAUCAUUGUUGAAUGUUGAAUCUGGCGGUGUUUAUUUUGUCGGGAUCUGGGGAUUGGGUGGUGUUGGGAAGACAACCAUUGCAAGAGAAAUUUUUGAUGAGAUCUCUUGUCAAUUUGAAGGGUCUUGUUUUCUUGCAAAUGUUAGGAGAGCCUUGGAAAAACAUGGGCAGGAAGGCGGCCUACAACAUUUGCAACAGAAGCUUCUUUCUAAGAUCUUGAAAUACUCUGUGAAAGUAGCAAAUUUUGCCAGAGGAGGCAAAAUGACAAGCCAAAUGCUUCGUUUCAAGAAGGUUCUAGUUGUUCUUGAUGAUAUGGAUGACUGCCACCAGUUGGAAUAUUUAGCUGGAAAACGUGAUUGGUUUGGUGAUGGCAGCAGGGUCAUUACAACAACUAGAAACAUUGAUUUACUUAGCAAGCAUGAUGUGUUAUAUCGUGUCCCAGAACUGACUAACCAUGAGGCAUUAGAACUUUUUAGUUGGUACGCCUUUCAUCAAGGAACUCCAGUUAAAGACUUUGAAGAGCUCUCGUGUUGUGUAGUAGAUUAUGCUGAAGGCUUACCCUUAUCUCUGGAGGUCUUGGGUAAUUUUCUAUACAAUCAAGGGAUGGAAGAGCAGAGAAGUGCAUUAGAUAGACUCAAAGAUUUCAGAGAUGGGAAAAUUGUUAGGCUACUCAGCUCAGGUCUAGAUGCAUUGGGGAACGAAUACAAGAAUAUGUUUCUUCAUAUUGCAUGCUUCCUUAGAGGAAAAAAGAAAGAAGAUGUGAUUACAGUACUGGAUAGACUUGGCUUCAAUUCAGUAAAUGGAAUAGAUGUCCUUAAAAGAUCAUUUUUAUAUAUCUCAGAAGGAAAGAUUGAGAUGCAUGAUUCGAUAGCACAAAUGGGUCAGCAAGUGGCACGUGAUGCUGAGCAGGGCAAGCCAUGGAAUUGCAGUAGACUGUGGCAUGAAAAAGAUGUGAAAACUCUUCUUCUGCAAAUCAGAAAUUUGUAUCUGAGUAAUGAAAUGUAG
Messenger RNA from Lycium ferocissimum, 1188 nucleotides. RefSeq names its product TMV resistance protein N-like. The record is from RefSeq and is a predicted model, not a curated record. NCBI's taxonomy places the organism in Eukaryota, Viridiplantae, Streptophyta, Magnoliopsida, Solanales, Solanaceae. Bases 1 to 1188 code for a protein of 395 amino acids. The transcript has 3 exons. Gene Ontology annotation, biological process: defense response. Gene Ontology annotation, molecular function: ADP binding.